This is a messenger RNA of Nicrophorus vespilloides, 1845 nucleotides long. Its product is annotated as protein I'm not dead yet-like. The transcript has 4 exons. Gene Ontology annotation, biological process: monoatomic anion transmembrane transport; citrate transport. Gene Ontology annotation, molecular function: succinate transmembrane transporter activity; citrate transmembrane transporter activity. The record is from RefSeq and is a predicted model, not a curated record. Lineage: Eukaryota; Metazoa; Arthropoda; Insecta; Coleoptera; Silphidae. Gene Ontology annotation, cellular component: membrane. Bases 16 to 1755 code for a protein of 579 amino acids.
UAGGUUUACGUCUAGAUGCGUCGUAACGUGUCGCGUGUGAUCGGAGGUCGAAUCUCGUUCCUUCGCAGUCAUUGGAGAGGUUUCUGCACGACUUUGCUACCGGUCAUCCUUUUGCCGAUAUUCCUGAUCGGUGGAACGACAAGUCUGAAAUGUCUGUACGUUAUAAUCCUGAUGGUCGGAUAUUGGGUCUCCGAAUCACUUCCGCUCCCCAUAACAGCUCUGAUUCCGACGGUUUUGUUCCCGACGAUGGAUAUAAUAUCUUCGGACAUCGUCCCCAUCUGCUACAUAACCGAAGGUAACAUUCUGUUCAUGUGCAGCUUGAUGUUGGCUCUGGCCAUCGAGCACAGCCAACUGCAUCGUCGCCUCGGAUUGGGUCUUCUGCUGGCGGUGAAAUGCCGGCUGCGAUUGUUCAACUUCGUUUUGGCCGCUCUGGCCACGUUCGUUUCCAUGUGGAUGGCCAACGUUUCGGCCAUCGUCGUCCUCUACCCGAUCCUCGAUGCAGCAUUCAGAUGCCUCCAGUCGCACAGCACCGAAAUAUCCUAUUUCUCCAGAUUGGAAGCGGCCGAAGAGACGUUGGAUUUGAGUCACGUCAAUUUGGAGCGCGACGAAGAGGAGGUUCCGAGUCGCGAAGCGAUCUGCACGUUUCUCACGUGCGCGUACGCCUCCACCGUGGGCGGAAUAAGUUGCAUGGCCGCGGAUUCCAUAAACCAUAACUUCAACGCGAUUCACAGCGAGAAAUUCCCGAGCGUUCCCAACGAGGUGACGACGCUGAAAUGGGCCUUGCUGAAUCUUCCGAUUGCGUUGAUCACCAUAGCUUCGCUAUGGUUGUGGCUGCAAGUUCAGUACAUGGGACUUUUCAGAGAGAAAUCGAACGCCGCUCAGAGAUUGGAAAGGUUCACGUUGGAGAAGGUUCAGGUUCGCGCUGGGAUUCGAGACGAGUUUAAGGAUUUGGGCGCUUUGACUUUUCACGAGAUCGGAGUCGCCGGUUGUCUGCUGCUGGCUCUCUUCUUGUGGUUCUUCCGACAACCGGAUUUCCUGGAGGGAUGGUCCACGCUCUUCACCGAACUCAAGGUUUUUGCGGAUUUUCAUAUACGUUCGUUUCAAAUGUUUGUGUAUGGUUUUGCUUGCCAGAUCCAAGAUUCGACUUGUUCCAUCCUGAUCGUGGCGCUGCUGUUCAUGAUUCCCUCGAAGUUCGAUUGGAGAAAGUUAGUGUCCGAGGAUUACGAGCGCGAGGAUUGGGACGGAUUGCUGACGUGGGCGGUGGUGCAGAAGAGGAUGCCCUGGGGAUUGCUCGUGCUUGUAGGCGGUGGGAACGCAAUCGUGGAAGGUUCGAGGUCGGCGGGCAUCGGGCAGGGCCUGGUUCACAAGUUGCGCGAUAAUUACCACUUGCUGCCCAAGUUCGCGGUGCUCGCUGCGGUCUGCUUCUUGGGCAGCGUCCUCACCGAGCUCAGCGGACACAUUGCGGUGAUCGAUCUGCUGCUGCCGAUCGCGGCGGACAUCGCGCAGAUGGCCAGAUGGCAUCCACUGUACCUGAUGAUCCCCGUCACCAUAGCCAGUUCGCACGCCUUCUGCCUGCCCGCCUCCGCGCCGACGAACGCCGUCGUCCAGUUUUACUGCAAGAUACCGACGAGAGAGAUGCUCUUGGCUGGAAUUGCCGUCUCCGUCAUCGCCGCUUCCGUGAUUCUACUUGUUUUUCCGUUAUUCGGAGCCAUCAUGUUCGGAAUUCACAAAGAAAACUUCAUUGAAUACACCUAAUAAAAUAAUAACAUCAUUCAACGCCAUCUUAUUCAUUUUAUGAUCAAAAUUGUCAAAGUUUGACAUCAUCAUUUGUUUUAUGUAAAAUUG